AUGGCUGAACGGGUGCUGGUUGUUGGCGGAGGAGGGCGGGAGCACGCUCUGGCGUGGAAGUUGGCCCAGUCGCCGCACAUCCAGCAAGUCCUGGUGGCGCCGGGGAAUGCUGGGACGGUGAACUCUGGCAAAAUCAGCAACUCUGAGGUGUCUGUGAAUAACCAUGCCAUAUUGGCUCAGUUUUGUAAGGACCAUCACGUGGGGCUGGUGGUGGUUGGGCCUGAGGUUCCUCUUGCUGCGGGCAUCGUGGAUGACUUAAUGGUGGCUGGAGUCCAGUGUUUCGGCCCAUCCGCGAAAGCCGCCCAGUUGGAGGCCAGCAAGAGCUUCUCCAAGGCCUUCAUGGAGCGUCAUGGCAUUCCCACUGCACGUUACGGUUCCUUCACUGACCCUGAGGAGGCUUGCAACUAUAUCCGCACGGCUAAGUUUCCAGCUCUAGUUGUGAAGGCCAGUGGGUUGGCAGCAGGGAAGGGAGUUAUUGUGGCACAGGACCAGGAGGAGGCCUGCCGGGCUGUGGUAGACAUCAUGAAGGACCGAGCGUUUGGGUCUGCAGGUGAAACAGUGGUUGUGGAAGAGCUUCUAGAAGGAGAAGAAGUAUCUUGUCUGUGCUUCAGCGAUGGCUCUUCAGUGUCGCUGAUGCCUCCAGCGCAGGAUCAUAAACGUCUGCAAGAUGGCGAUCGUGGGCCAAACACGGGUGGCAUGGGAGCUUACUGUCCCACUCCUCAGGUGAGUGAAGAGCUCCUGGUGCAGAUCCGAGAAUCUGUGCUUCAGAAAACAGUGGACGGAAUGAAGCAAGAAGGGACACCUUUCGUGGGAGUUUUGUAUGCUGGGCUGAUGCUAACCCAGCAGGGAAUCAAAGUUCUGGAGUUUAACUGUCGCUUCGGAGACCCGGAGUGUCAGGUUUUGCUUCCCUUGCUAAAGAGCGACUUGUAUGAAGUCAUCUUGAACACCAUGAAAGGCAAACUGGCAUCAAAUGCCCCUGAGUGGCAUCAGGACAAAUCUGCAGUCACGGUGGUGAUGGCAAGUGCUGGCUAUCCUGGUGAAUACAGCAAAGGAGUUACCCUGACUGGUCUGUCCCAGGUUGAGGACAUGGGGAUUCAGGUAUUCCAUGCAGGGACAGUGUUGAAGGACAAACAAGUAGUCUCCAGCGGCGGACGUGUCCUGACAGUGACGGCGGUCAGGCCGUCUCUGGAGGCUGCUCUGCAGGCGGCCAAUCAAGGUGUGGUGGCUGUGGGCUUCCCUGGUGCAGUGUAUCGCCAGGAUAUUGGCCAUAAGGCCAUUGCCCAUUUGAAGCAAAGCAGAGGUCUGACCUAUAAGGACAGCGGUGUGGACAUUGCUGCAGGCAACAAACUUGUCGACAUGAUCAAGCCACUAGCACGGGCAACAUCCCGUCCGGGAUGUAAUGCAGAGCUGGGAGGAUUUGCUGGACUGUUUGACCUUAAAGCUGCAGGAUUUGUUGACCCGAUCCUGGUGUCCGGAACUGAUGGAGUUGGGACUAAACUUAAGAUUGCCCAGGCAUGUGGACAACAUGGUGGCCUCGGUCAGGACCUGGUGGCAAUGUGUGUGAACGAUGUGCUGGCUCAGGGGGCUGAGCCACUCUUCUUUCUCGACUACUUCUCAUGUGGCGUCUUGGAUGUGGAUGUCACUGCCACAGUGGUCGCGAGUAUCGCCAAAGCAUGUGAAAUGGCUGGCUGUGCUCUACUUGGUAAGUGA
Messenger RNA from Nerophis lumbriciformis (worm pipefish), 1710 nucleotides. NCBI's taxonomy places the organism in Eukaryota, Metazoa, Chordata, Actinopteri, Syngnathiformes, Syngnathidae. The record is from RefSeq and is a predicted model, not a curated record.